GAUCCCUCUGUGGGCUUGCAGUAUGGAAGCUAGCUCUCAGUCCAGCAGUCAACAGGUUCUGUGGAAAGAUGUUGAGGCAGGAAAAGAGAAGAGGGCCAAGUACCGCAUCUACCAGCGAGGGGCUCUGAUCCUGGGUCUGGUCUUCCUUCUUCUGGCCCUCGGUGCUUUCAGCCUGAGAUACCUCUGGAGCCCAAAUGCAGGGAAGAUAUACGACCAUCAGUAUAAAGCUGUGCUGGAUGGCAUGGAGACAGACAGCAUCAUGGAGAUUGACCCCGGCAAGCGCAUUGAGAUCUUCAGGAUGGGCAACGGGAGCGACGAGGUGCUUGAGGUGCAUGACUUCAAAAACGGAAUCACUGGGAUCCGGUUUGCCAAACAUCAGAGGUGCUACAUCAAGACCCAAAGUAGGAAACUUCCCUCAGUGACAGAGGUGCAGGCUGAGGACACAGAGUUACUGGAGGCUGAGGCAGGGGCCAUGGAUGUAAAGGUGGAGGACUCCCUGGUGUGGGUUCCUGCCGAAGAGCCCAUCGUGAAUCGAGCCUUCCUCCUCAACUCUAAGAUCUGGGAGAUUUGCCAGGAGCUGCCCAUUCAUUGGAUCCAUCCCUCCCCCCUGAGCGAUACUGAGUUUCAUGAGGUAGAAGAUGUGGAGGACACACCUGACGCAGAGGUCGCAGGUCAGCGUUUCACUCGCGAUGUCCUGGACCACCUUCCUGUAAAUGACUAUAGAGAUGUCGGAAUUGAACUGGAUAACCGUCUGGAUGAGAACGGCUAUUGCUGCCAGUACUGUCGCCGUGGUUACCGCUAUUGCCGGCGCUACCACGAACCCCUGGGUGGUUUCAACCCUUGGCCAUACUACUACCAAGGAGGCCGUGUCAUCUGUCAAAUUGUCAUGCCCUGCAACUGGUGGAUCGCCCGUAUGCUGGGGAGGAUCUGAACGGGAUGUGUGCUGUCUGGGUACGAUACGUGUUGUGUUGUGUUGUGCUGUGUUGUGUCGACUGAUAAAUAUUCCAGACACUUGUGAAACCAAAAAAA
This is a messenger RNA of Myripristis murdjan (pinecone soldierfish), 1029 nucleotides long. It is a transcript of the gene tnmd, whose product is annotated as tenomodulin. NCBI's taxonomy places the organism in Eukaryota, Metazoa, Chordata, Actinopteri, Holocentriformes, Holocentridae. The transcript has 7 exons. The coding region runs from base 23 to 931 and encodes 302 amino acids. The record is from RefSeq and is a predicted model, not a curated record. Gene Ontology annotation, biological process: negative regulation of angiogenesis; negative regulation of endothelial cell proliferation.